AUGUUUGAAGGUAAGAAUCCGACUUUGAAUGCGAAGUUGGUGCCUUUGUUUGAUUGGCUUUUUCAUGUGCCUGCGCCAAUUGCUUUGAACACUGCUCUUGCUCAACUUGGUGUUAUUAGGCCAGUUUUUAAGCUACCACAUGUUCCUAUCACUGUUGAAAAGAGAAGAGAGUUUGUGAAUUUGGUUAAGGAUAUUGGUAGAGAGAAUUUUGUUGGUGAAAAAGAUGUUCAAGUUCUUCAUGAUGAUGAGUUUAUUGUUGUUGCUCGUUAUUAA
Messenger RNA from Cicer arietinum (chickpea), 273 nucleotides. The record is from RefSeq and is a predicted model, not a curated record. Lineage: Eukaryota; Viridiplantae; Streptophyta; Magnoliopsida; Fabales; Fabaceae.